Gadus morhua (Atlantic cod) is the source of this 1532-nucleotide messenger RNA. It is a transcript of the gene id2a, whose product is annotated as inhibitor of DNA binding 2a. NCBI's taxonomy places the organism in Eukaryota, Metazoa, Chordata, Actinopteri, Gadiformes, Gadidae. Gene Ontology annotation, biological process: cell differentiation; circadian regulation of gene expression; negative regulation of transcription by RNA polymerase II. The record is from RefSeq and is a predicted model, not a curated record. The transcript has 3 exons. The coding region runs from base 230 to 610 and encodes 126 amino acids. Gene Ontology annotation, molecular function: protein dimerization activity; transcription regulator activity. Gene Ontology annotation, cellular component: nucleus; cytoplasm.
AGAGCGGAGCGGCGAUGAUUGCCACACCGAGCUCUUCCAAUCGGAGCCGCCGCAGCCCUGGCGUCGGAGAGCUGGCGGCCGGCUAUAUAAGCUCGGCUGACGGCUCGAUGAUCCAGUCCCGUCGUCCGACCUCCUCUCCCGGACUACUAAACACUGAGACUACCAGAGAUCGAGACUACGGAACACCUCGAGACUAACGAAGCCCUCCGAGAACUACCGAGACUACGAGAUGAAAGCCAUCAGCCCCGCGCGCUCCUUCCGGAUAAACGGCUCCAGCCUGUCGGACCACGCUCUGAUCUCCCGGAGCAAGACCCCCGCAGACGACCCCCUCAGCCUGCUGCUCAACAUGAACGACUGCUACUCCAAGCUGCGGGAACUCGUGCCUAGCAUCCCGCAGAACAAGAGCGUGAGCAAGAUGGAGAUCCUGCAGCAUGUGAUCGACUACAUCCUGGACCUGCAGCUCGCGCUGGACUCCAGUGUCGCGAUAACGAGUCUGCAGCACGCGCGGCCCCCGCUGAGCGCGCUCAACACGGACAUCAGCGUUCUGUCCCUCCAGUCUCCGGAGUGUCCGUCAGACCUGACAGAUGACAGCCGAGCUCAGCGACGUUAAAGCGGUGUUUGGUCAAGACACACAGCACACAGACACACACACGCACGCACACGCACGAACAGGGGAGCAGGACUUCCCCCUCCCCCACAUGGAUUUCUUUCUUGUGACGUUGACAUCAAGAGACUUUAGGCCGUACGGGACAAUCUUAUGUGAUGUGUUUUCUGUUGGACUCGUUUAAUUUAACUUAAGACUUUGUCGGACCUUCCUGGAAUCGGAAGGUCGUUCUCAUGACGACGGGAGGAAGAGUAGGAGGAGACGCCCCCCACCCCCGCAUCUCCUCGUUGAAGACUUCGCUUUUUUUCUGCGGAGGCCGGACGCGGAGGAAGACUCGGUUUGUUGUGAAGUUUCGUCUCGUCUCGUCGGCACGUGAAGGACUGGACGUUGUUAAAAAAAAAAAGAAUUGAGAGAAUGAGAAGCUCGUGAACUCGUAUUGGAGUUUGAUCUUGUGUAUAGUUGCGGGAAUUUCAAACUUCUGCAAAAGUGUAAUGCUGUACUUAAUUAUGCUGAAACUUUUUAUAAAAGUAAUGUAAAUCGUACCUUUUUUUUUUUAUACAAAAUAAAUCCAAAAGGCCACGUGAAUAUCUAUUACUGUAAAUAAUAUAAAGUGUAAAAAUAUGGGAAGUCAUAUGAAAUCGUUGUAUGAAGUGUAAUUUACGCAUUGGUCGGUUUGAAUUUGGACUCUGGUCUAGAGUCCAGCCUCUGGUCUUGUGUCCAGACUCCGGUCUAGGGUCCAGACUCUGGUCUAGGUCCAGCCUGCGAGCUGUAGGAAAAGGUAAACCUCAUGCGGGCUGCCCAAACUGGAUUAAACAGUUAACCAUGAAGACGGUGCUACCAAUAGUCUUCAAGACGAUGGUUGUAGUCAUAUUUAUUAAAAUUGUUCUCAAAAUGAAUUUCAAAUAAAAUGGGCAAUCUUGUAAAAAGG